UUGUUGUUCGUCGUUCAUCCGUUAGUCAGUCAUCUCUCUUUCUCUUUGUAAUCGUCAACGAGUGCAGUCGCGUUUGGUGCAAUGGCGUCCAAAGUGUCCCGUGACAUUCUCUAUGAAUGCGUCAACGAAGUUCUGAAGGGCUCGGAAACGAAGCGCCGCAAGUUUCUGGAAACGGUGGAACUCCAGAUCGGCCUGAAGAACUACGAUCCCCAGAAGGACAAGCGUUUCUCCGGCACCGUCAAGCUAAAGUACAUUCCGCGCCCGAAGAUGCAGGUGUGUGUGCUCGGUGACCAGCAGCAUUGCGAUGAAGCCAAGGCCAACGAUAUCCCGUUCAUGGAUGCUGAAGCCCUGAAAAAGCUGAACAAGAACAAGAAGCUGGUAAAGAAGCUAGCCAAGAAGUACGACGCUUUCCUGGCAUCCGAGUCGCUGAUCAAGCAGAUCCCGCGUCUGCUCGGUCCCGGUCUAAACAAGGCCGGCAAGUUCCCGGGUCUGCUCGGCCACGGUGAAUCGAUGGUGCAGAAGAUCGACGAAGUGAAGGCCACUAUCAAGUUCCAGAUGAAGAAGGUCCUGUGUCUGUCGGUUGCCGUCGGUCACGUCAAGAUGUCCACCGAUGAGCUGGCACAGAAUGUGCAUUUGUCCAUCAACUUCCUGGUGUCGCUGCUGAAGAAGCACUGGCAGAACGUGCGCUCGCUGCACAUCAAGUCGUCCAUGGGUCAGGCUCAGCGACUGUACUAAGAGUG
Anopheles maculipalpis is the source of this 740-nucleotide messenger RNA. RefSeq names its product 60S ribosomal protein L10a (gene RpL10Ab). The record is from RefSeq and is a predicted model, not a curated record. The coding region runs from base 82 to 735 and encodes 217 amino acids. Gene Ontology annotation, biological process: translation. Gene Ontology annotation, molecular function: RNA binding; structural constituent of ribosome. NCBI's taxonomy places the organism in Eukaryota, Metazoa, Arthropoda, Insecta, Diptera, Culicidae. Gene Ontology annotation, cellular component: large ribosomal subunit. The transcript is spliced from 3 exons.